Panicum virgatum (switchgrass) is the source of this 1045-nucleotide messenger RNA. RefSeq names its product ferredoxin-thioredoxin reductase, variable chain-like. The record is from RefSeq and is a predicted model, not a curated record. Bases 77 to 604 code for a protein of 175 amino acids. Lineage: Eukaryota; Viridiplantae; Streptophyta; Magnoliopsida; Poales; Poaceae. Gene Ontology annotation, biological process: photosynthesis. The transcript has a single exon.
GAAACAACCAAUCGUCGCUGGGAUUUCACGCCACUCGCUUCCUCCCCCCGCAUCUCACGUGCCCACCGCCUGCUCGAUGCAAUUCCCCACUCGCCCACCAACCUCCCCGUGCCCGAUGUCCACCACGGCGGCCACCGCCACCGCCGUGGCGUCCCCCUCCACCUCCACAUCGUCAACUCCCCUCCUCCCCCGCCGCGGCCCCCUCCCUCCCGCCUCCACGCCCGCCCGCUGCCGCCUCCUCCCCACGCCGCCGCCGCGGUGGCGCGCGCGCCUCGACCUCGCGCGCCGGGUGGCCGUCGGCAGCGACGUGUCCUCGUACCCUGACGUGGCCGCCGAGGAGGCCGCCGCCGCGCGCAAGGUCGGGAAGCGCGUGCGCGUCACGGCGCCCGUCCGCGUCCACCACGUCGCCAGGGCGCCGGGGCUAGACCUGCGCGGCAUGGAGGGCGUCGUCAAGCAGUACGUCGGCGUGUGGAAGGGCAAGCGCGUCACGGCCAAUCUCCCCUUCAAGGUGGAGUUCGAGCUCAAGCCUGACGGUCAGGACAAGCCGGUCCGGUUCAUCGCCCACCUCCGCGAGCAAGAGUUCGAGAUCGUCGGAGACGAGUAGAGCUCUUGGUUACAGAAUAACGCGCUCUCUGCGGCGGCCGUGGCAUCUGUAUACUAUCGUUUCUGUGCGAGAGGAGGAGGAUGUCGAGGGUGUGAGGAGAUUGCAGCUUUGCAAGUAAGUUGCCGUUUGUUUACUUGUUUGCGGUGUGCUUCUCCCUCUCCUCCCUACAGCAUCGAAUUUUUCAGAUGUGACAAUUAUUCGAAUGCUUGUACUCUAUAUGAUCAAAAGUAAUUAAACUGAUGAAUCUGUUACCGACUGUAUCGAGCAUUUUGUUCUAUUGAUUGUUAGGACAAAAUGUUACUACUAGCCUACUAGGAGUGAGCGAUACUGUGAUAUAUGAUUGAAAGUACUCCUAGAGGCUAGUAGGCUAGUAGUUAAAUCUGUUUGAUGAUGGAAUGAACUUGAUCUUGGCCCAACGUGGCCUAUGUGUUCCAAGUAAAA